AUGUCCAAUGGGAAAGACGCGAAUGCUGCUCAGAACGACUCAUCCCAGAUGACCCUGGGAGAGAGCCUGGAUGAGUGUAUGGAGGCCAUGGAUCUGUUCCUAAACAACCACUUCAAUGAAAGUCUGGAAAGGCUGCAGUCAAAAGUAGGUGAGAGUAUGUACCAUGCUCUUUUCUACGCCACAGUCCUGGAAAUGCAAGCCAUGAUGACUUUCCAGCAUGAUGACAUUUGCAGUGCUGGAGCUACCAUGAAGAAUGCUCAGGAUCUUUGUCAGAGGUUUCGCCGUAAAACUCCAAAUUUAGCAAAGUCGACUGGGGAGCCACUCACUGAAGUGCAACUCCAUGCAGAAGUGUGUUUUGCAGAAUGCCAGCUUCAAAGAGCUGCUCUCACUUUCCUACAGGAUGAGAAUAUGGUGAGUUUUAUCAAAGGUGGGAUCAAAGUACGAAACAGUUACCUCAUUUACAAAGACUUGCAUUCCUAUGUAAAUUCUCAAACCUGUUUUAAAGGACCAAACCACAAUCAAUUAGAGGGUGGGAUUUCUUUUGGAAUAGGAGCAUUUAAUCUGUCACUCUCUUUAUUCCCACCACGAAUAUUAAAAGUUUUAGAGUUUGCGGGUUUCUCGGGAGAUAAGGAUUACGGUUUAUCGCUGCUGGAUGAGGGGGCAACAGCAUUGAAUCUGCGCUCCAUGCUAUGUGCUCUGCUACUGCUUUGUUACUACACUUUUCUAACAUUCAUACUAGGAACAGGUGAGGGACAUGUGGUGGAAGCUGAAAGAUUGCUGAAAAUAUUCAGGCUUCGCUACCCCCGGGGUGCGAUAUUCCUUUUCUUUGCUGGCAGGGUAGAGGAGAUGAAAGGAAACAUCGAUGAGGCAAUUGCUUUAUUUGAAGACGGCUGCAAAGCCCAGCAAGCAUGGAAGCAGUUCCACCACAUGUGCUACUGGGAGCUGAUGUGGUGUUUCACCUAUAAGCGGGCGUGGAAAAUGGCCUAUUUCUAUGCAGACCUACUAAGCAAGGAAAGCCGCUGGUCCAAGGCAAUGUACAUAUACAUGAAAGCUGCUUAUCUCAGCAUGCUGCCAAAGGAAGAGGAGCGCCCCUUCGGCGAGAAUGAGGUGGAUCUCUUCAGACAAGUACCUGCCUUUAAGCAAAAGAUAGCAGGGAAGUCUCCCCCCACUGAAAAAUUUGCUAUCCGCAAAGCUCGCCGCUACCAAACCCACUGCCCAGUCAGGCUAGUCGUGCCAGUGCUGGAGAUGAUGUACAUGUGGAAUGGUUAUAGUAUGAUCAAAAAACAACCAGAGCUGACUGAAGGAAUGAUGCAGACUCUAGUGGACGCUGAGCGCACCCUCUUGGAGUCUCCAGAGAAUGAGUAUUCACUAGACGACCGUUGUGUAAUCCAUCUGCUGAAGGGAUUGUGUUUGAAAAAUCAAGGACUCCUCCAGGGUGCUGAGGAAUGCUUUCAUAAAGUUUGUUCUAGUGAGAAGAAGCUCCGGUUCGACCACUACCUCAUUCCUAACUCCAUGGUGGAGCUUAGUCUCCUUUACAUUGAACAAGGCCGAAAGGACGAGGCCAUCAAACUGCUGCACAAGGCUAAACACAACUACAAAGAAUACUCCAUGGAAUCACGUACGCAGUUCAGGAUCCAUGCCGCUCUGGCCAAGCUGAAGGCUGGCUCUGUCGAUUUGGCGGAAACUCAACUAUAA
Molecule: messenger RNA, 1695 nt
Organism: Nerophis lumbriciformis (worm pipefish)
Lineage: Eukaryota; Metazoa; Chordata; Actinopteri; Syngnathiformes; Syngnathidae
Source: RefSeq, a predicted model, not a curated record